AUGAUUUUUGUAAGAAUAUUUGUCAUCACAGUUUUCUUGAAUUUAGUGAAAUUAAGCACAUCUAAUGACUAUUUAUCAAUAUCAAAGGCAAUUGCAGACAUUUGUGAAGUAUUUUACAUCCAAAACUCAAUAACAUUUGAUGUGAUAAUUUAUGGAGAAUCAACACGUCAUCUUGAUGAUGUUAUAAAUGGAGUUUUAGGGCUUAUUGGAGGAAAUGCCUCAAAAUCUGUUGUGCAUUUCAAAAAUAUUAGAUUCUUUAAGCCAGACUUAAUUCAAUCAGCUGUGAUUCUGUUUAAAAAUAUUUCAAUUUUACAGGAUUUCAAUGCUAAUACAGAACUUACAAAUCCAUCAUAUAAAACCUUAAAAUUUUUAAUUUAUUGUGAAAAUUUGGAUGAUUUUUAUCAGAUUCCGACAGUCAAGAUGUACAAUUCUGAUCGAUCACAUGUCAGUUCCUUUCAAUACUUUAUUGUCGAUAGAGAAUUUUUUAUAUUUUUCGUAACUUUUGAUCAUUUUCAAGAGAAGUCAUGCAACUUAAGAAGUCACAGGAUCAUCAAUAGUUUCACCAAAAAGUCUCAAAAGUGGACAAAAAAGCUGGGAAAUUUUAGAAAUUUUAAUGACUUCAAUGGCUGCAUGCUGACCUACACUGACAGUUAUAAUGCAAAUUACUUGCUUAAUAGAUACAACAAAGAAAUUCUAAGCUGUGCUAGAUCAGAAUCCAAACUAAAUGUUUGUCCUAAAUUGAUCAAAAAAAUUCUCGAUCGUCCUGGUGUUAAGUUUGAAGGUCUUGUGUAUGAAGUCUUUGAAGCUAUGGCAAAGCAUGGCAAUUUCUCUACAAAAUAUAACUUCAUCACAAAUGGAUUUUUGACAACAAAAGGAAAUUACUUUAUUAAGCAUGAUAUUCGCAUUUAUUCCACUGGAUACUUUCCAGAUUUGAUUAGACGAGUUCACAUGAUUUCGCCAUUUUAUGACGUUCCUUCAGGCAUUUUUGUGACUCCUCCAGAAUUUUAUAAUAAUUUUGAGAAGCUAUUGCUGCCAUUUGAUGCUGUGACUUGGAUUUUAUUGGUUGCAACCUUCAUUACCAUAUCUAUUGUCCUCUUUAACAUGCGAUUCACGUCAAACAAAGUCAGAAAGUUUGUUUUCGGACUCGGCAUUCAAACUCCUGGGCUGAAUGUUCUUCGAAUAUUCUUUGGAAUCGGACAAACGAAGCUGCCUAAAGAAUCUAUUUUAAGGUUCAUCUUGAUAUUCUUUGUACUGUUCUGUUUGAUUAUGAGGACAUGCUACCAAAGUAAAAUGUUUGAUUUUAUCACAUCUGACAUGAGAAAGUCACCACCAAAGACACUGGACGAGGUUAUUGAUAUGGGAUAUACGAUUGUUCUAGGAAAUGGAUCUGAGAUGUAUGAUGUUUGGUAUAAUGACAUUCGAUCCAGAAAUGCAAAGUCAAAAUUUUUGUUUUUCGGCGAAAGCGUAAAUAUUUCAAAGAAUUACUGCGUAAGUAUCAAUAGAGUUCAUCCAAAGCUUGCAUACUUAAUGCCAAUCAUGAAUAUGUUAUCUGCAAGCUCAUUUUGUGGUGGUUUUCUUACUUCUGUGAAGCAUUUUGAAAUGACCUCCUGCUUAGGUGGACUAGGAAUGGUCAGAAACAGCAUCUUAUAUCCAAUUUUUGACAAAGUCAUGAACAAACUAGUUCCAUCUGGAAUACCAUUGUAUUUAUUCAAAUAUUAUAAAGAAUUUCUUUAUGGAGUUUAUCAAGAAUCAAAAGAAAACAUGCCAAAAAUUUUAACAUUUGAUGAUUUGGAGUUUGGAUUCAUAAUGUGGCUUACAGCAUGUGGAAUUUCAUUAGCUGCAUUUGCAACUGAAAUAUUGAGAUAUAAAACUUUGAAGUUUAUUGAAAUUUAUGUUGGGUUGAUUGUCUUGGUGUCGAUAGUGACCAACAGAACACGAAAUAAUUAG
Messenger RNA from Chironomus riparius, 1947 nucleotides. Lineage: Eukaryota; Metazoa; Arthropoda; Insecta; Diptera; Chironomidae. The record is from the annotation of a GenBank genome assembly.